Pistacia vera is the source of this 1935-nucleotide messenger RNA. Its product is annotated as membrane-bound transcription factor site-2 protease homolog. Bases 12 to 1613 code for a protein of 533 amino acids. Gene Ontology annotation, biological process: regulation of response to endoplasmic reticulum stress; membrane protein intracellular domain proteolysis. The transcript is spliced from 8 exons. Gene Ontology annotation, cellular component: cytoplasm; membrane. Gene Ontology annotation, molecular function: metalloendopeptidase activity. NCBI's taxonomy places the organism in Eukaryota, Viridiplantae, Streptophyta, Magnoliopsida, Sapindales, Anacardiaceae. The record is from RefSeq and is a predicted model, not a curated record.
AGUACACAGAGAUGGAAGGUCGGAGAUUGAGAAGAUUUGAUCGACCAUCACCACAUUCCUCCUUCCUUCCGGUGUCCGCCUCCGCUUCCACUGCCACCGCUGCCCCCGUCACCACCGCGAACGCCACAGUGACCUGCUGCUACUGCGACUUCAAAAUCCGUUUUUUAAAUCAACCCCUCUUUCGAUUUGGACGAACACACGCCGCCUUCUUCAGGUUCUGGUUCUCCAUUGGCGUCGGUUUCGCCCUCUCCUUAGUCUUUGCUGUCAUCUUCAUUCUCGUUUGGGUUAUGUUUUAUGGACGAGACUCCAAUAACACAGCUUUCUUCUUCUUGUUCGGCUUCUCGCCUUCGGUAUCAGUUGGUGAUGCUGCUUAUGUUAUAAUUUCUUCUUUGAUUGCUGUUUCUGUGCAUGAGUUUGGUCAUGCUGUUGCUGCUGCAAGUGAGGGCAUACAAGUGGAGUAUAUCGCUAUUUUCAUUGCUAUUCUAUUUCCGGGUGCUCUCGUUGCUCUCAAUUAUGACUUGCUUCAGGCAUUGCCACGCUUUACUGUUCUCCGUGUGUACUGUGCUGGCAUUUGGCACAAUGCAGCAUGCUGUGCAGUUUGUGGGUUGGCUUUAUUCCUCAUGCCUGUGAUCUUGUUUCCCUUUUACACAUAUGGUGACAGCCCCAUGGUUUUGGAUGUACCUUCAACAUCGCCUUUGUCAGGUUAUUUGUCUCCUGGGGAUGUCAUUGUGUCGUUGGAUGGCACACAUAUCCAUAAUGAGCAUGAUUGGAUGGAGAUGGCUUCCUUACUAGAUAGACAAACACUUCAAAAUUCAAAUCUUUCUGGAUUUACAGGUUUGAGGGCUGUAAAUGGUAGAAAGGGGUACUGUGUCCCUAAUUCUAUGAUCGAAGAAAGCAAGAAGAUUCAAUUGGUGGACAGCCAGUCUGGUUGUCCUGGUGAAUUUACUGCAUUUGUAACCGUUGAAUGCUCUGAUACAAGUACGUCAAGUGAUGUUACUAGUGAAGAUGGCCAGUCUAACAAAAGAGAGAGUAGGCACUGCUUAAAUGCAAAGGAUAUUGUCAAGCUCAAUAAAUGUGGUGAUGGAUGGAUGACCACUGUAACAAAUCAAAGCAGCUGCAUAUGUUCGAAGGAUGAGUCCUGCUUAAGUCCAGUUCAGCUGGUGGGUUUAGUAUGGGUUGAGAUCACAUAUUCAAGACCUUCUCCUGAAUGCUUGCAGCUUGGAAGAGAUUCAAUUUCAGAUUCCGGUACUGCUGACUUUGUCAAACAUGGCUGUGGUGGGACUUUUGUAUUUGUUGGUGAUUUGAUCACCAUGGCACAUUCAAUUCAGUUAACUACAUAUCGACCUCGUUGGACAUUUGCUUUUGUUGCGUAUCUUCCAAAUAUGCUGGAAAAGGUUUUGAUGUGCGUGUUCCAUAUCUCACUAACCCUAGCUCUUCUUAACAGUUUGCCCGUAUAUUUCCUAGAUGGAGAAUCUAUUUUAGAGGUGACUCUAUGUUUCAUCACUUCUUUGAGCCCAAGGAAGAGGGAAAAGGUUCUUCAAGUGUCUCUAUUGGGAGGGACACUCAUAUCUAUCCUUGCCUUUUUGCGGAUGUUCUUCCUUAUUUUGUGGUAGAUAAAAAGGUUCAUCUAACCCUGUGGAUUUUAGGCUACCAAGAUAACAUAUGAACAUGAGCUUUGAUCAACCUAGUUGACUCUUGACACUAAUUAGGCGAUCAGAAGAGGAUCUAAAUCCACUGUAAACAUGUAUUUACUCGUGAAAUACUUGCUAACUAAAUUGUUAUAGAAUAUCAAAUACUAACUUAUUUGUUUGCCAAAGCUGUUGAAUUCAAUAUCCACGCACUACGAGAUUUUAACCGGUGAUUUUGGAUGCUGUACUAUAUAUGGAUGUCUUGAAUCACAUGAAUCAGGAUACACUUGCCUAUAUCAGAAAUAUG